UUAUAGCGAUGAAACACCAGAAAUAUGGUGUUCUCGUAUUCGUUGUCCAUUUAAAAAACUUCUCGAACAUAAUUCAAAAUACUUCUCCAAGAAUGGAUUCAUUCAAAUGAUUGAAAGAGCAUAUAAAGAGCAUUCAGUUUAUAUUUAUUGCACUGUAUGUGACUCCUUAGCAAUUAUCCACAAAAAUACAAUCGAAUGUGCAAAUGAUCACCUAAAGAAAUGUAUUACUGAAACCACUAAUAUGCAUUCUAAUCCUGUACGAAAGAAUAUGAAAAAAGAGGGGGGAGUAUCAUCACUUAGCAUAUAA
Messenger RNA from Dentiscutata erythropus, 307 nucleotides. The record is from the annotation of a GenBank genome assembly. Lineage: Eukaryota; Fungi; Glomeromycota; Glomeromycetes; Diversisporales; Gigasporaceae.